AGCACUGAGCUGACUUUUACUUCUUUUAUCUUGUUGGCCGUUGUUUCACUGAAAUAAGGUUCAAUGGGUUUAUUCAGAUCUAAAAGUAGAUAUUUUUGAAGUCACCCUUAUGUAGAACAUUCAGAAUAACUUAAUUCAAAAUACAAUAUUUUUUUGGAAUGUGCUCUUAUUAUAAGUGAGGUAAAGAAUUGAAUUGUAUCUAUUCAUAUAAUGCAUUACUUGUGAAAUUUUAACUGUGUUGUCAGUCCAAUAUACUGCCCAUUCUGAGGUCAAACAUCCCAUUCUGAGGUCAAACAUCUGUUUAUAAGUUGAAUGAUAUGCUUUAAAAUGGUUUGCAAUUGAAAAACUACCCUGAUUACUUCAAUGAGCUCUGAAAUCGUUUUUGUGACGGCAAUACAAUUCAAACAUGCUGGCACCUCCUCUAUGGGUGAUGUGAGAAUGUAGGUGGGGCCUACAGUGACAGCUAGCUUCACUUCCUCUUCCCAUGGCUGUGAAAACUUUGGCCAACAUCCACUGUGCCAGAAGAAGCUCCUUUUGAAAGCACAAACAGCAGCAAGGUCAGAGCUGCACUCUAAUAAUUUAGAUUUCAAUGUGUGUCAACACAUCACUGCAUAGUUCCUGUUGACCUAACGUUUGACAAACAUAGGUGUAUUGUAGUGUAAACCUUUAGGGCAGAUGAUGUAUGAGUGACAUAACUAGGGUCUUGCUCCUGUGGGAAAAUGGCAGAGAUGGAAGAUCAAGUGCCACACGAGGAGUCCUCUCAAGCUACAGAGGUGAAGAAGGUGCAUCAUAGAUCUGAAACCAAACGAUACAGCGAGAUCUUCAGAGAGUUUGAUAAUCUCGAUCUAUCUUUAUUAUCUUCUGCAGGGGAGGAUGUGCUGUCAGACACUGAGUCACAGUCCAACUCAGAAUCCAACUCUGCAGAAAGUGGAGAGGUCAAAGAGGAACAAGCUGUGACUGGUGACGAUACAUUUUGUACACUGAAACGUGGUGAGCCCAGUGAAGCCGAUGGAAAACAAUCAGCCCAGGAAGCAGACCUGGCUCUCUGUCGCUGCGAGGGUGGAGUGGAGACGGCGCUGCAGUAUGCCAAGAUGUGGUGCCGUUAUGCCAAAGACCUCCUGGCCUGGAUGGAGAAGAGAAUCAGCUUGGAACAAGAAUUUGCAAAAAAUGUGUUAAAGACAGCUGAAGGAGCAAAAGUCAUUGUUGCACAGCAGGAAAUAAUGCCCCUGCAGUACAUCUACACAAUGGCACUAGAGCAAGACAUCAAGAACAGUUUGACCUCUAGAAAGAUUUCAGAGCUUCUACAAAACCGCUGUUACCAGGCUUUGGCUGCCAAGAGGAAUGAGAUUGAAAGAUGGCGCAGAGAGUUUAAGGAUCAGUGGGCAAGAGAACAAAAGAGGAUGAAUGACUCAGUGACAGCUUUAAAAAAGGCUCGACAGCAAUACUUCCAGCGCUGUGAGGAGCUUGAAAAGGCCAAAGCUAUAUCUGCUAAAGCUGUGGAUGAUACUGCUGGAAUCAAAACACUGGAUAAGAGGAGGAAGUCCAAGGAUGAGGCCCAGACUAAGGUGACGGAGGCGGAGCUUCUGUACAAGCAGUGUGUGAAUGACGCCAAGACCCACCAAGAUGAGUUAGUGAAGGUCAAAGAGAGAAUUAUUUCCCACAAUCGCAAGCUCAUCUGUCAGGGAGACACUGUGCUCAAAGAGGCCACAGUCAACAUGUUCUACUACCAGCGGCAGCAGACAGAGCCGGUUCCCCUGGGCUACCACAACCUGGAGUUGACAUGCAGGUCUCUGGAGCCUGGCGAGCCUUACCUGCUCUACAUCCUCAGCAACCGUCGCACAGAACAGCCUCUUGAAACAUUUACCUUCCAGGAGUAUUUUCCUCAGGGCAAAGGGAACAAACGAAAAACCAGCAACCCUCCCAGCUCCCAGCAGGAUCACUGUUCACCGGUGACAGAUGAAAGCCCUUACAGAAGAUACAGCGAUGGCAGGAAAGCAGGGUACAGUGACGGGGAGAGUAUGGGAGGCAGUUUAGAAUCUCUGUCCAGUCCCGCUCACACAAAGAGACUGCCUAAAAACGCAUCCACCCUGACAGUGUCAUCUGAUGACCUGGACGAAAGGGACAUUGUCUCAGAAUCAGAGUGCAUUGACGGUCAGCCAGUGAAGAUGCGUAAACCUUCACGAGCUGCACUGACACACCAACUCAGAAAGAUGAAGAGCAAGAUGGUGAAAUGCAAACAUUGUGAGAACUACAUUGUUGUCAGCGGGGUGGAAUGUGAGGAGUGCGGCCUGGCUUUGCACAGGAAGUGUAUGGAAGUGUGUCAGUCAGAGUGUGAACACAGGAAGGGGACCGUGUUUGGAGUGGACCUGUCUCUGAUGUCACAUGACAGGCCGGACGAGGUGCCCUUUGUGGUGCUGCGCUGCACUUCUGAGAUUGAAAGUCGCGCCCUCUCUGUCCAGGGGGUGUAUCGUGUGAGUGGGUCCAAGCCCCGAAUCCAGAAGCUCUGUCAGGCCUUUGAGAUUCAAAAGGACCAGGUGGACCUCUCCGACCUCUCACCACAUGACAUCACUUCAAUCCUUAAACACUUCUUCAAGGAGCUCCCAGAGCCCUUACUAACCUUUGACCUGUACAAUAACUUCAUCGCGGUGGGUAAAAACAUUCAGCACCUGAGUGAAAGAGAGCCUACACCAGACACUAAUGAGAUAAUGGACAUCAUUAACAGCCUGCAAAAGCUACUACAGAGACUUCCUUCUUAUUGCCACAGCACCUUACAGCACCUGUUGAGUCACCUGCAAAGGGUUUCAGAGAACCAAGAAAACAAGAUGUCCCCGAGCAAUUUGGGUAUUGUGUUUGGGCCGACACUGCUGCGCCCUCUUGUGUCUACGGACAUGUCAAUGAUCGCACUGCUGGAGACCAGUUACCAGGCUGUGCUAGUUGAGUUCCUCAUCACACACCAUGACGAAAUUUUUGGCCUUCAGCCGAGAAGCCGUACGCCUACUCCUCCAGCCCCCACUGCACCUCUUCCUGACACCCCUCCCAGAGCUUCCUGUCACCUGGAUGGGGACGUUAACGCUGACUCAGAGCAUGAAAGCUCCUCCAGAGAGCGGCCACUCUCAGUAGAAAAUCGAACAAUCAAGAGAGAGUCAAGCGAGGGUUAUAUAUCUGACAAGUCUUCAUCCAAUGAGGCAGUGGACCAGCUCAGCCCCGAAGCCAAUGAAAGAGCAGUCCUGGCUAUGAGAGGCCAUCAUCAGGGUGAGCCAGUGGGGGAGCCAGACCCUGUUUUGGGGACCCAGCCAUACUAUCGCUUCACCAGACAGCCAGUGAAAUAUCACCGGCAUCAUAACCCAGGAACCCGAUUCCCUAACCCAUGUCGCACAACCAGCCAGCAGGAGGCCCCAGCGAGCGACCAUCCGGGGAGCGCAGACAGCAGCCGCAGCUCCUCUCCAGAACCGGGGACACAGAGACCUUCCCCAAGUUUAGAUGCCCACAGUGAGAACAUCCACCAGCUUCACCAGACCAGCAGAGCCUCAGAGAGUAAAGUGGACGUGCCACUGAACCCCCGCCAAGUUGUGCAGUACAUGCUGGGGCUGGAAUCAACUCUGACAUCAGCUUCAACUGUGACCUCGUCCAGUUCAACACAGGACUCUUCCCAGGUGGUUUCAACUGGGUGUCAAGCUGAUCUAAACAUUAAUCAGUCCAAUAAUAGGCAGUGUGUUAGACAGAGUCAGACUCUGUGUCAGACAUCAAAAACACUUCCUCCUGAGCACAAACUGACCUCACCAGCUCACAAGAUCCUGUUGGGCCUGAAGCUGAGACGCUGCCACUCAGGGAAGGAAGAGCAGCUCUUUGUCUGAGGAAAAACGGAUUUACAUUUACACACCUGCACAUACACUGAAUCAUGUAAAAUCACUGAUAUAACCUUUAUUAUGUGGAUAAACUUCUACUGCUAUCGAUAUUAAUCCAGUUCUCAUGAAUAAAUGCUCACACAAAUAUCUCACAACACAGAAUGUAACGCAAAAGAAUCAUAUGAAAGUACCAAAAGUUAGAUAAUUCACAUUAACAAUCAAGUCACUGUUUGAGGAGACACAGUUAAAAAGUCAAGGCUGUAUUACAACUAAUCCUCUGUAGGAGUUUGUUGACCAUCCGGUUGUCUUAUACCCAAACCAGACUAGAGUGGUUCACUUAUCCCUUUAAAUAUUUCUUGUAUAGUGAAGUGCAUCAACAGGUUCUUCGAGAUCAGGUAAAAAAAUGCUACAAGCACAUAAAGUAGGUGUCAGAAGUUAUGUUCAGAAUAUCCCUUUUUCAGACAUGCUGCACAAUAAAAAAAUACCAUGACAUGUUGUAAAUGUAUAUCAGAAAAUGCUCGCUGUCAUCUAUUUGUCGCGCAGAAAUUAUUUUAAAGUACAUAAAACAAACUAUGCCUUUA
This is a messenger RNA of Labrus bergylta (ballan wrasse), 4426 nucleotides long. RefSeq names its product GEM interacting protein (gene gmip). Gene Ontology annotation, cellular component: plasma membrane. The record is from RefSeq and is a predicted model, not a curated record. Lineage: Eukaryota; Metazoa; Chordata; Actinopteri; Labriformes; Labridae. Gene Ontology annotation, molecular function: GTPase activator activity. Gene Ontology annotation, biological process: activation of GTPase activity; signal transduction; negative regulation of GTPase activity.